GUGCCAGCGAUUAGAUUUGGCACACGCGGCCCGACCAUGUCGGCGGCACGUCCAGCUGCCAGUGCGGAUGAUCGACAACUUAUGUGCGAGUUCUGCGGCUACCGGACGGCCAUCCAAUGGAAUCUGCAGGUCCAUCGGCGGCGACACACCGGCGAGAUGCCCUUCAGUUGCCAGACCUGCCAGGCGCGAUUCCCGGCCAGCUAUCAGCUGAAAAGCCAUCUGGAGCGGCACAUGGACGCCGGUGAGCGGCGGCAGCGGCACAUUUGCACCGACUGCAACGUGGGCUUCUCCAGCUCUCGGGCACUGUACCACCACCGGACGCUCCACGAGGAUGGGAAGCGGUUCAAGUGCUCCCAGUGCGACAAGUCAUUCGCCCAGGCGGCGGGCUACGCCCAACACAAGCGGAUGCACCGCCAGAAGAACGAAAGAGCCACUGAAACCACGAAUCUGCAGGAUCUGCAGACCAGGAGAAAGCUCACAAGUGAUUUUUGA
Messenger RNA from Drosophila teissieri, 492 nucleotides. Its product is annotated as zinc finger protein 771. Gene Ontology annotation, cellular component: nucleus. The record is from RefSeq and is a predicted model, not a curated record. The coding region runs from base 37 to 492 and encodes 151 amino acids. The transcript has a single exon. Lineage: Eukaryota; Metazoa; Arthropoda; Insecta; Diptera; Drosophilidae. Gene Ontology annotation, molecular function: DNA-binding transcription factor activity, RNA polymerase II-specific; RNA polymerase II transcription regulatory region sequence-specific DNA binding. Gene Ontology annotation, biological process: regulation of transcription by RNA polymerase II.